ACGGUGCGGGGCCGCAGGUGCCGCUUUUCGGGCGCUGUUCGGGAGUAGGAUUUUAGACACCUGUGAUUAUUGCGGAGCCUGCUUCCAGCCCGUGCCACCCGUGGUGCAAACGUUAAUAUAAUUCCCGCGGGUUUUAAAUAAUAUUGCCCUUUCUGGAGUGCAGGUACGGGCAUAAUUCGCAGGUGCAGUAUAUAUUGUAUAUGUUAAUGGCAGAUGUUGAGCUUUGAUGUGCAGUUGGAGGAUAUCCCCCUUCCUUUCCCUCUUUCCCUCUUUCCCCUUCUCCAGGAGAAGUAUCUUUUUCACAAGAAGGUGUGGAAAACACCGCAAAAAUGUUUAAAAGGUGGUUCAUCUUCCUUCUAUCAGCCUUCUCCAGCUGGUCAAUGCCUUUUGUUGCAUCGGGAUUCCUCCUGCCUUAUCUGCCCUGACUCUGAAUGCAUUUGGGACCUCAGCCCAGGGUGUGAAUCCAGCGCCCUGGUCAGCAGGUACCAGCAGGACCAGCAGCGCGCUUCCCAUUGCACAACUGGAAACUCGUGUGUCCCGGAGCAUGACUCAACCUCUUUUGAUGCACUUCCCUGAACGCUGAGGAGUAAUGAGACACAUGUUACAUUUUAUGGGGAGGCGUUAUGAAGAUGAUGCUGUUCCCCCUGCCUCUGCGGGUCGCCUGCAGUCUGCUUGCCUGGCUCUCUCUCUACGCUUGGUUCUGCCGUCGCUACAAGCACCGGAAUUACGAAUGGAGCUGCAGGCUGGUCACGCUGACCCAUGGCAUCCUCGCUACCUGUCUCUCUGCUUACAUUGGCUUCAUUGAUGGGCCCUGGCCUUUGAGUCACCCGGGAUCACCAAACACAACUCUUCAGGUACACGGGCUGUGCCUUAGUUUGGGCUACUUCCUCUUCGAUCUUUGUUGGUGUGUGUACUUCCAGACAGAGGGUGCCCUGAUGCUGGCUCACCAUCUGGUGAGCAUCUUGGGCAUCACAGCAUCGCUGGCACUCGGGGAGUCAGCUGCGGAGGUCAAUGCCGUCAUCUUCGGUAGUGAGAUCACCAACCCGCUGCUGCAGGCCCGCUGGUUCCUGAAGGAGAUGGGUUGUUACCACAGUUUCACAGGAGAUGUGGUGGAUUUUUUCUUCGUGGUCCUCUUCACCGGGGUGCGGAUUGGAGUGGGGGCCUGGCUGAUGUACUGUGAGCUUGCUUCUCCCAAACCCAGGUGGUACAUUAAGCUGGGAGGCGUCAUCAUGUACGCUGUCUCCUGGGUUUUCAUGGUCAGCAUCUGUCGUUUCGCUAGGAGGAAAAGCAUGAAGAAGUACCACGCGUGGAGGAGUCGGAGGAGUGAUGAGUUAUACUUGAAAACUAACGGGCAUCUGAAAAACCACUGACUGGAUGCUGAGUAAAGACUUCCUUGAGUUCACAAUCUGGCAAGAAGGGGAUCGUGCCUGAAAUGCCACCGUCGGGAGAGGAGCCAACACACGUUAGCAAUUCUGGAGCCAAAUUUAUCCCUGGCAUAACUCCACUGGAAUCCAUGGAGCUAUGCCAUGGAUUCACUGGAUCUGCAGUGUUUGGCCUGGCAGAGGCUGGCUCGGUGUGUACGUCAGCAUAUACUAAAUGAUAUGAGUGAAAGAAGGGCUAAUUUUAAAGACUACGCAUAACUAGUCCAGCAGUGCAGGUGUAAAUAGUAAUGUUAGUAGUUAACUCCUUCGGCACUGGUAGAAUCUUGGGAGAGAGAAGAAAAUAACACUAGAUCUUCUUGUUCAGUGUCCUGUACAGUCUAGACAGCUAGAGUGACUCUUUCUACUGUUAGGAAGAAGCAUGUUUUAGUGUUUCAUCAGAGUUGGGAUUCCUGGCUCUUCCACCAAGUUGUUAUGUGACCUUGGGCAAGUCACGUAACUCUAACUUUGUGCCUAAAUCCCCCAUCUGUGAAGUGGGGGCGAUGGAGCUUAUCCAUCUGUGUUAUGCACUUUCAGAUCUUCGCUUGAGAGGUGCUAUAUAAAUGAAAAAUGAUGGUUGUUAUCUGCACUUUGUUCACUAUCCCUGUCUUUCCUUUGGGAGAAAGGAUUUUGGUGGUUGAGCUAGAGUGUGACUUUAGAAAGCGCGGUAUUUUAUUUAGGUAGGUUGUUGUUUCCUACCCUUUCUAAUUCCUUUUAAUAACUUAUUUAAUAAUGUAUCGAUAACUUAUUUUUCAGUAGUGUCCAGAAGCUCUAAUUGGCACUGGCACCUUGCAGGACUCGGUGCCCUGUGAAUACACCCAAAGACACAGCUCCUGAUGUGAAAUGCUAUUCUGACUUUUUUCCCUCUUCUUCAUCCCUGACUGUUAAAACUCUGCCCACCCUCUCCAAAUACUGCUUUUAGCUCGAGUGACCAGUGCUCUCCAUUACGAGAAGCCCCAUCAGGACUUGCCAGUAAGUGGUUUUCUGGCUGAUGGACCAAAUCCUAAUUUGUCUGCAGAAUGCCAAAAUUCCCUUUGCUGUGCUUAUUGACCCAAAUGCAGGCGGAGUGUGGAGCCAGGCUGAGACCAGACGGCUUGCCUUGAGAUUGUCAGACAAAUUCCUUCCCCCAGCUGUAAGUAACUUUUAAAAAUAAGGACAGUAAAUGCAGAGUGCAUUGCUGCAGCGAUCUGCAAACGAUCUGUACUCGCUGGUUUUGGCAACCUAAAGGGAAGAGGGGCCAGAACCUCAUUUGUAGUUGCCAUUGAAGUGUCAUCCCAGAUUCAGGUCAGUGUAUCUGAACCCAGAGGCUGCCACAGCAUUUGUGGGUAGUGGAGUACUGUAGGUGAACGUCUGGAAGCUCUGUGGAAAAUUGAUUGAAAACCACUCAAAAUUAGCAUUGGUGAUUUUUCCCCAGGACCAUAAAUACCAGUUUUGACAAGAGUGUUUCUUCAGAUCCAAAUUGGGAUUUCUGGCUGAAAAGUGACCAGCGUGCAUCUUCAAAAUUUGGUGGCUAAGGUGGGAGAGCUACCCAGCUUCAAACCUGUCCUCUGCCCUGUUCAAACCGGAGACCUAACCUUGGCUCUCCUUCGUCUGAAUUGAUGCCUUGACCCCUGGGCUUUCUGUCUCCCUGAUUGGGUCACUUUAUAAAAGUGAGCAUUUAUAGGGUAAGAGAGACUUAUUUUACGGCCUAAUAAUUAAAGAAGCUAGAGGCACAGAAUCUGGCUUCUUUUAAACAAAAAAGUGAACCUGACUGGGAGGA
This is a messenger RNA of Calidris pugnax (ruff), 3177 nucleotides long. RefSeq names its product transmembrane protein 136-like. Gene Ontology annotation, cellular component: membrane. Bases 624 to 1370 code for a protein of 248 amino acids. The record is from RefSeq and is a predicted model, not a curated record. Lineage: Eukaryota; Metazoa; Chordata; Aves; Charadriiformes; Scolopacidae. The transcript has 4 exons.